AUGGCACCAAAGCGUAAGACAUCCAGUGCAACCAUUUCCUCGUUCUACCAACUGCAUGGGUCAUCUGCAUCAAAGAGGCGUCUCUUAUUGGAGGAGGAAGAAGAUGAAGAAGCACGAGAGCAUUCGUCUAGUCAGUUGAGAAGCAUGUCGAAUACUAACCAAGUACCUGUCGGACAUUCUACCACGCCUUCUCUGGAGUAUAUCACCACAAACCUCAGUAAUUUGCAGGCACCAUUUCCACUCUCCAAGACCUCCACACCAGUAACACCAGAGAGCACGCAUAAUAUAGUGCCUCCUCCGCCUCAAGCUAAACCUCCGCCAGGCAGACCGCAGACUUACUUGAUAUUGGGUGCCUCUCGUGGAAUUGGUCUCGAAUUUGCACGACAGCUUCUGCAACUCAAGCAUCAGGUCAUUGCAGUGGUACGUGAUCCGAGCACAGCGUCACAACUCUGGCAGGUGACUGGAAAUCUCAUGUCACGGCCUGGCUCGUGUAUCAUUGAGCAAUGUGAUGUUGGUUCAUCCUCAGACAUAGCACAAUUUGUGUCACGCAUGAGGCUGUUUGUUGAACGUGGUGGUAACAUUGACAGUAUAAUAUUAAAUGCUGGUAUAUUAGACUAUGAGAAGGGUCUUGGAGCUCUCAAUGUCGAGUUCGAUAUGCUGGAAAGACACCUGAGGGUUAACUGUAUUGGAAAUGUCGUUCUUGCUCGGAAAUUGUUGAUGCUGAACCAUCUUCCAGCUGUUCAACAAAGGCGAGAGCAAGAGCAAGCUUUGGACUCAUCGGAUUACGUGCUUGUGGGUCGGCAGGUUGUCUUCAUGUCAUCUGAUUCUGGCUCAAUGGCUGAUUUUCGCGAGUACGAGGACGGCUUCGCAGCAUAUGGUGCUAGUAAAGUCGCCUUGAAUAUGAUGAUACGUCAUAUGGCUGCAGAGCUAAAGCGACGAGCAAAAAACAAGGAAGAGGAGGCAAAGAUAGACUGGCAAUCACGAGGCAGGACAAUCGAAGCAUGGGAGGACGAAGUUUGUGUACUGGCCAUGCAUCCUGGUGAAGUAAGUACAGAUAUGGCAAAUGUUGAGCUUGGAUGGGAAGUCGAGGGGGUUAUUACAGCGGAGCAAAGUGUUCGAGCUAUGUUAGCUGUGCUACAUGACAAGAAGAGUUCACAUAGUGGCACAUUCUGGAGAUGGGACGGUACUCAACACCCCUGGUGA
Molecule: messenger RNA, 1203 nt
Organism: Lithohypha guttulata
Lineage: Eukaryota; Fungi; Ascomycota; Eurotiomycetes; Chaetothyriales; Trichomeriaceae
Exons: 1
Coding region: 1-1203 (400 amino acids)
Molecular function (GO): oxidoreductase activity, acting on the CH-OH group of donors, NAD or NADP as acceptor
Source: RefSeq, a predicted model, not a curated record